AUGGCACCCACAGUGCUGGAUAAAGCAACCAGUGAACGCUCCACCACUAGCGACCUCAUUGAUUAUCUGGAAACAGAAUUGACCUCUCACGCGACAACCCCAUUAGAUGAAGCACACACCAGUCAUCUUCUGUCGAUGGUGAAAGCCUGCCAGACCGACGUAAUGGAGAUUCACCGUAAGAUACAGCUUGCAUCACCUCCAGACAUGACACCACACCAACAAGAAUUUCAGCGACUAAUGACCAAGUCCACCAAGUUAUUAUCAGCAUUUACUGGAAUCAAGAUGAAGUUCCCAGUCUCAUCUUCCGCCUCCAGUUCAAGUGCUGCAACCAGUUCAACCACUCCAACCACGACGGAUAUCAGACUCCCUCGUCUCGAACUUCCCUCUUUCGACGGCAAUCUGCAAGCUUGGGUCACUUUUCGGGACAUGUUUGUCACUGCCGUGCAUGACAACUUGUCUCUUAGUAAGUCACAGAAGCUUACCUAUCUAAAAUCUCUACUCAAGAAUGAAGCAUCCAGGCAAAUCUCUAGUAUGAUAAUAUCGGACACUAACUAUGAUAUUGCGUGGUCCCAGUUGUCUGAUAGGUAUCAGAACGAUCGCGAACUACUUUUCGCCAUUCUCCGUAGAUUCCACAACCAAGCUCUUGUGAAGCCGCAGUCAUCAACAUCAAUCCGUAGCCUAGUUGAUGUCUCUCGUGAGUGCAUCCGAUCACUGGAUGUCCUCAAGCUUCCUACAGAUCAGUGGGACGCGCAUCUCCUUUUCAUCCUAGUUACGAAGAUGGAUUCAACAUCCAAAGAAUUGUGGGAGCAGUCGCUCAAGGACAGCUCCAUUCCCUCACUAAAAUCCCUAUUCGAAUUUCUCGAGCAGAGAGCUCGAGCACUAGCAGCAAGUGGAUCAUUAUCAUCAUCAUCGAAGCCCGUGCACCCCAACAACCCGCAUGGCAACAGAGUUCAGACACGUAAUAUGGUCCACACCACAAAUGCCAGCAGAAAUUGUCAUUUAUGUGAAGCAAGUCCUCAUCCUCUAUUCAAGUGUGAGAAGUUUCUGGGACUCCCAAUUCAGCAACGAGUUGAUGGCGUCAAGAAGUUGAAUUUGUGUUUCAACUGCUUUGGGCCCCACAGAAUCCAAGACUGUCCCAGCAACAGAACGUGUAGGACGUGCAAUGGUAAGCACCACACCCUUCUACACAAACCCAGGCAAGCCGAUGCCGCAGCCAUUCCUCCAGUGGUGCUACAUGCAGAAAACAGCGCCCCUCAUCCCCCACGUGACAAGUCUCAUUCCACUCCCAAGGAAUACGACACCCUACUGGCAACAUGCCUCGUCCAGGUAGCAGACCCCAGUGGUAACUACCACACCCUCCGAGUGCUGGCCGACAAUGGCAGCAAUGCAAACUAUGUGACGGACUCUUGCAUCAAAAGGAUUGGAGUUCCUCGCAGACGGUACUUCGCAACGGCAACAGGUCUAGGUGGAGUAUCCCUUGUCAAUGCUACUGGAAUUACUGAAUUCUCAGUCAGCCCACAUUUUGAUUCAACCAUUUCAUUCUUUGUCUCCAGGUGUCUCAUCACUUCGAAGAUCACUGGCAGACUCCCAUCUUCAACCUUCGACCACAGCAGAUGGUCACAUCUCCAAAACCUCCAAUUAGCCGAUCCCAACUACUACAAGCCUCAAGACAUUGACAUGCUCCUGGGUGCUGAGUUCUUUUUCGACAUUCUCAAGGGUACCAAGUUGAAAGGCCCACCCAACAGUCCAUUCGCUAUCUCAACUAGUUUCGGAUGGCUGAUUGGUGGUGGUGCCCCAAACGCCCCUUCAAUCAAUCCUCAGGUCCAUGCCACCCUCGCCUCGCAACAUGGUCGCAGUACCAAUUCAAUCUCCUCUGCCAGUGAUCAGGAUGAGCACCUCGACGCUACGCUACGGAGAUUCUGGGAAAUUGAGAGUGCGCCCUUGCAGCGGCUCCAAACCUCAGACGAAUCAAAGGUCGAAUCUCACUUCGCCUCCACCUAUCGCCGAGAAGAGAAUGGUCAAUUCACCGUGCAGAUUCCAUUCAAAUCUCAGGUAUGCCACCCUCCUCCACCGUCAGCAGGUCUGUCAAAUCCUGCAAUCAGAGUACCAGCAAUUGGUAAAUCCAUGGAUAUUGCCAUGAAGCGUCUCCUCUAUUUGGAACGACGUCUUGCCAAGAAUCCAGACCACAAGAAACAAUAUGCACUAUUCAUGAAAGAAUAUGAAGAUUUAGGCCACAUGGAACGUGUUACACCAGAGGAUUCAACUUCAGCCUGUUACAUCCCGCAUCAUUUUAUCCUCAAGGAAUCCAGUACAACAACAAGUUUUCGGGUUGUAUUCGAUGCCUCCGCGAAGACAUCAAACGGUGUUUCACUAAAUGACACGAUGAUGGUUGGCCCCACCAUUCAGGAUAGCCUAACUGAUCUCUUGACUCGUUUUAGAAUCCACAAGAUUGCCUUUGUAGCCGAUGUCGCGAAAAUGUAUCGGCAGAUCCUGCUUUCGUCGCCUGACAGAGAGUUUCAUCGCAUUUUAUGGCGUGAAGACCCUAGCAAACCAGUGCAGCAUUUCCGACUUCGCACCGUCACAUACGGAACUGCUGCAGCCCCCUUCCUAGCCACCAGAGUUUUGGAGGAAGUUGCAACCCUGGAGAAGGACUCUUUCCCUCGAGCAGCAGAAGUUGCCCUCCGCGAUUUCUUUGUUGAUGACUUGAUGUCUGGAGAACCAUCAGUCGAGGAGGCAAUUGAAACCCAGCAUCAAUUGAUCAAGAUGAUGGAAAGCGCAAAGAUGAGCCUACGAAAAUGGUCGUCGAAUUCCCAAGCCGUAUUAGAUACCCUACCGCCUGAGAUGAGAGAGACGCAAUCUCUUCUAAACUUUGACACUGAUUCCUCGAUCAAGACUCUUGGCAUUCGAUGGAACCCUAAAGCAGACCAAUUCACCUUUAUGGUUUUGCCAACUCCAUCCACUACUCAAGUAACCAAGCGGUCCAUUCUUUCUGAGAUCGCUCGCCUGUUUGACCUUGUUGGUUGGCUCGCCCCUGUCAUAAUCAAUGGCAGGAUUAUAAUGCAAUCAAUUUGGAAACUGCAGCAGGGAUGGGACGAAUCUUUACCGAUAGAGAUUCACAAUCAAUGGAAUGCAUUUCGCACUGACCUCGAAGGUUUAGUCAAACUCUCCAUCAAUCGUUAUUUUUUGCAAGGCUCUCAAUUGUUGUGCCCCAGUCUCAAUGUCCCUAGUUUUACCACCACCAAGUACUACCUCGCCGGGUUCUGCGAUGCCUCGGAGGACGCCUAUGCAGCCGCAGUCUAUUUUUGUGCCUACGAUGGUCAAAAUAGUUCUAUCUCACUUGUCACAUCCAAAACUCGCGUGGCGCCCUUGAAGAAGAUAUCCUUGCCUCGCCUUGAGCUAUGCGGAGCCAGUCUUCUCGCCGACCUUACACUCGCCGUCCAAUCAGCAGUAAAAGUUCCGAUUCAUUCAAUAACGGCAUGGACGGAUUCGACCGUUACCCUUGCAUGGAUCCGGUCUGACUCCUUAAGAUGGAAGACGUACGUGGCCAACAGGGUCACAAGUAUCCAUGAGAAAAUUCCGCCCAUGCGUUGGGGACAUGUCCGAGGAGAUGAAAAUCCUGCAGAUUGCGCGUCACGGGGAAUAACUGUAAAGGAUCUUAUCUACCACCCCCUUUGGUGGGAAGGACCUCCAUGGCUCAAGAACGGAAUACCUGAUCCCCAAUGCUGUGUCCCACUCAAUCACUCCUUAGCUGCCAGUGAAGAAAGAAAACCAAAACCGACCGUAUUCCAUUCAAUGAUAGAAUUCAAUGAUUCAAUCCUGCACCGAUAUUCAUCUCUCCUAAAACUUGUCAGAAUAACAGCAUUCAUAUUCCGAUUUGUCAAAAGUUUCAAAUGUCGCCAAGAUCUCAAGUUGUGCCAUGUCGUCACUCGUUCCGGUAAAGAUGUCGCUACAGUGGAACCACGUCACCCAGUCCACAAGCAAGUUCGCCCCGAGUCCACAAAAUCCACCACGAAUGUGCCCCCUUUGACUCCAGCAGAACUUGACCAGGCGUUCUCAUACUGGAUUAAGCACUCUCAACAGCAAGAAUUUUCCAAGGAAAUUCACUCCCUCGCCAAUGGGCUACCUAUCAAGAAGAAGAGCAAAUUAAUUUCUCUGCUGCCCUUUAUCGAUUCAAUAGGAUUGCUCAGGGUUGGUGGUCGUCUAAAAAAUGCCAAGAUUUCUGAAGACCAAAGACAUCCCAUUCUCCUGUCAUCCCAUCAUCACUUGACACAAUUACUCAUCAAAUCUGAACAUUUGAAACAUUUUCACGCUGGUCCUCAGCUUCUGAUGUCGGUACUUCAGCGGCGUUAUUGGAUCAUCCGCAUGAAAGAUGCAGUCCGAAGAGAAAUUGCAAAAUGCUUGACAUGUACCAGAACAAAGGCUCAAACUCUACAGCAAGUGAUGGCAGACCUCCCUUCAUUUCGCGUCAACCCAGCUCGACCCUUCCUGAAAUGUGGAGUGGACUACGCUGGACCCUUUUCUGUUCGGCCCAUCCAGCCUCGAAGCAAAAUAACUCUAAAGGCAUAUCUGGCAGUAUUUGUGUGCUGCACCACCAGAGCAAUACACUUGGAAGUAGCUACCAGCCUCUCAACCGACAUGUUUAUCGCUGCCUUUCGCCGAUUCAUAAGCAGAAGAGGUCUACCCACGGACAUGUACAGCGAUAAUGGUACAAAUUUCAUUGGUGCCAAUCGCGAGAUGAAGGAAAUGGUUCAAUUGGUAAAUUCCUCAUCCCAUAACCAGCAAGUGGCCGAUAACCUAUCAAGAGAUGGAAUCCGAUGGCAUUGGAACCCUCCUGCCGCCCCCCAUUUUGGUGGAAACUGGGAGAUUGGUGUCAAAUCCUGUAAAUUUCACCUAAAGCGAAUCAUGGGAUCGCACCGAUUGACUUUCGAAGAACUGACCACUGCAGCGUGCCAAAUCGAAGCGAUCCUGAACUCCCGUCCGUUGACCCCUGAGUCCAACAAUCCAGAAGACCUCGCCGCUCUUACCCCUGGACAUUUCCUCAUUGGUGCUCCAUUAACAGCCGUUCCAGAACCGAACUUGUUGGAUCUCAAAAUCAAUAGCCUUUCCCGAUGGCAGUUAAUCCAACAAAUGAUCCAGGCUUUUUGGAAGCGUUGGUCAGCCGAAUAUCUAUCCCGACUCCAACAGCGCCCGAAGUGGAUGAGUGGAUCUCGAGCGAUCGCAGUUGGCGAUAUUGUCGUCAUUAAAGAGGAGAACCUACCCCCAUGCGUUUGGAAACUUGGUCGUAUCCUCGCCCUGCACCCUGGAAAUGACUCAUUAGUGCGCGUCGUCACGGUCAAGACGUCUACUGGUGUUUUCAAGCGUCCCAUUCCGUUGGUUCAAGGCCGGCGGAAUGUUGAGGAAGUUUUAACAAACUUCAUCAAAGGAUUCGAUCUCUUGUGCGAACUUGUCCCAAACAUUGCCGAAGCUUGUGAACCAAUUGAUAAGAUGGAAGUUGUAUUGGCUUGCGAUGCCCGUUACGCGAUUGAACCGCAUGAAUGCGCGUUUAAGAAAAUACGUGGAGUUGAAUAUACGAAUAGCACGAGUUCUGGGGGUUCGGUGUCGGACACUUUUUACACGGAAAUUUCAAGUUCGGCGGGGAUCGACUUUAAGGCUUUGCAGGUCAUGCAUACAUUCAUCGCGAAAGAGAACCAUCGCCUACUACAGGCUCAACACGAAGAAACCCUGGCCCUCCGUGACACGAUCAAUCACUCCCAAUUCACUCAAACUGUAACGACUGGGGUUCUCCUUGCCAUUGUUGCCGUCCUUGGCCUCUGUUCCCUUAUCACCAAUCUGGCUUCAUUUGAGACCAGACUCGGCGUAAGCGUAACCACCGGAUACGACUGGAGCCAAACGGAGUCGAGCACGUUUACUGAAACGAUCGAGUACGAAUCCAGGGUUCAAGCUCCACCCGGCUGUUUGACCAGAAUUAAGGAAGCCGUCGGAAUUUGUGGUCCUUUCAACGUAUAUUCCCCGCACUUUGGGAGAUAUGACUAUUGCAAUAAAACCAUGGUCAGAACGACAGGAACCUUUGCACCUGACCAGGACGAAGAAAUUACGAAGCUUUUGACACCCAUGGAAACGAUGACGCUGGCCUGGAAACGUGCCGGAAGUAACUUGCAGAGUUGGCAAGAAAUUGAAGACUUCAACACGGUCGAGGGUGCAAUAAUUUCGGCAAAAACGAGUUCCAGGGUGGAGAAGGGAUACGUUGUGUACGUGAAUGGGAAAAAAAGGAGGGUGAUAAAGGUUCAAGAUUCGUGUGGACUCAAGCGCAAGAAUUCCACCAAGACCGCAUACGUUUAA
Messenger RNA from Folsomia candida, 6339 nucleotides. RefSeq lists its product as uncharacterized. The record is from RefSeq and is a predicted model, not a curated record. Gene Ontology annotation, molecular function: nucleic acid binding. The coding region runs from base 1 to 6339 and encodes 2112 amino acids. NCBI's taxonomy places the organism in Eukaryota, Metazoa, Arthropoda, Collembola, Entomobryomorpha, Isotomidae. Gene Ontology annotation, biological process: DNA integration. The transcript is spliced from 5 exons.